AUGCUCGCCAGCAGAGCCCGUGGCCUCGGGCCCGAGUCAGGCGGCUGCUUCUCCCCAGAGAAGUCCAGAGGCAAAGGGGGAGGCGUUCUUUGUGCUCUGAUUGGUGACAACUCUAAUCGCUCCAGCUCUGUGAGCUCCGGAGAUUAUUCUCCUUGGUCGCCUCCAGUGAGGUCGCCAGGGCCCUAUGCUCUGAGUCGCCUUCUGCUGAAGAAGAUAGAAAAUGUUUUGGACUCUCACCAGUUUCUGAUGAUGCCAGAAUGUCUGACAUCUCUGCUUGGCAGAAAUUCGUUAUUUUCUAAUCCUUUAGCCAAGACAGCACCUUGCCUCAAAAACCUCCCUGUGGAGGUUCAGUGUGAAGUAAAAACUCAGGUCUGGGAUCAGGACAUUCCUGAGGUAAAGCUUGGUUCCCCUGACCUUCCUGAAGAAAAGCCAUUGGACUUCAUAGAGAAGUCCACACACCUCGACUCCAUUGGAAGGACUAAAGAUUCUGUUCAAAAAGACUUCGAGAUAAGUAACAACUCCUUAACAGAAGUGAUUUUUCUUAGCUUUCCCAACCAUUGUGAUUACAAAGCAUUCUUCCUGGUAUUCUUGGUCAUUUAUCUAAUAACUUUUCUGGGAAAUUCGACCAGGGUCAGUCCUACUUUCCAUACUCCAAUGUAUUAUUUCCUUAGCAACUUGAGCUUCUUGGACAUGUGCUACACUUCUACCACCGUUCCAGUCAUGCUGGUGAACUUCUUCCGGGAAGAGAAGACCAUCUCCUACGAGGGCUGCCUUUCCCAGAUGUUCUUCCUUGUGACAUGUGCUGGCACCGAAGGUGUCUUGUUGGCUGCUAUGGCUUAUGACCGCUACGUGGCCAUUUGCCGCCCUCUCCAAUACCCAGUUCUCAUGAGUGCGAAGGUCUGUGUUUGCUUGGUGACUGCAUCCUGGAUGUGUGGGCUGGUGAACUCUGUGACGCACACCGUGCUGACAGCCUCACUCACUCUGUGUGGGCCCAACCACAUCAGCCACUUCCUCUGUGACAUCCCCUUGCUCCUGAAGCUCUCCUGCUCAGACACCUCUGUCAACGAGUCUGUGCUGCACGUGGCCAGCGCCACCAUCGGCCUGAGCCCCUGCCUCUUCACGGCGCUGUCCUACAUCCGCAUCGUCUCAGCCAUCCUUCAGAUUCCCUCUGCUCAGGGCAGGAGCAAGGCCUUCUCGACCUGCACGUCCCACCUCACUGUGGUGGUGGUCUUCUUUGGAACAGCCAACUUCAACUAUGCCAGGCCCCGUGAAGGCUCCUCCCUGGACAUGGACAUCCUGGUCUCUGUGCUCUUCUGUGUUGUGACCCCGAUGUUGAACCCCAUCAUCUACAGCCUAAGGAACAAGGAGGUCAAGGGUGCCCUGAGGAAGCUUACUGGAAAACAGGGGUUCUCUAGUGAGGUCAGCAACUGGAUAAUGUUUAGUGUUCUGGAAAAUUCCUUAAUUUGA
Messenger RNA from Lepus europaeus (European hare), 1467 nucleotides. Its product is annotated as olfactory receptor 5J3-like. Gene Ontology annotation, cellular component: membrane. The record is from RefSeq and is a predicted model, not a curated record. Lineage: Eukaryota; Metazoa; Chordata; Mammalia; Lagomorpha; Leporidae. Gene Ontology annotation, molecular function: olfactory receptor activity; G protein-coupled receptor activity. Gene Ontology annotation, biological process: G protein-coupled receptor signaling pathway.